AGACAAUUCCAAAAAAAUGAUAGAUUUUGAAGAGGAAUUGGGAUUAGUUAUAGUACAAUUCCAUGGAAUUUGAGAUUGAAUUUACGUGGCCAAUUCCGUGCCAACCAAACAAGUUCGUUUCUGGAAUUCGAAAUGAAUUCAUGAAUUCUAAGCUCAAAUGAUGGUUACCAAACGACCUGUACGGGUUCAAGAUUAAUAAAUGCCAAAGCCCCACCGCCGAACCGACGAACGAGAGAGACGCGUGGCGGCCCAGUAAUGGCUACCGAGUGCCCAGUGGACUUCUCUUGGAAGACAAGUUUUUCUGGAUCAACAAUUCUCAAAAAAAAAAACUGGUUUCUUCAAAUUUCUUUGAGUUUUCUUUUGGUCAUGAAACAAACUUUAAUGGGUAUAUUAGAGGAUUGUGAAUAUGUUAGUCAUUCGUGAUUUCCUCUCACUAGUAAAACAGUUGCUAUAUUUCCCUAAAAAAAAAGCUUGCUAUGAGAAACAAUAACAAAUGUAUAUAUACACUAAACAAUUUUUUUCCAAGAAACAAUGGUACACAUUAUAAAUGGCACACCAUAAUAUGACCGGCAUUUGACUGAACGGUAUUCGAAGGUGUGACGGUUGCAUCACAUGGCUCCUCUUGCGGCUGGGACUCGAGUAAAGUCUUUGGCUCCACAUCGCUUUGCUCUGCAACGGGCUUCUCCUCGGCUGCCGUAAGUGAUUCCACUAUCUCUACAGGUGUAUGAAAAUUCGUGGCAAUAACCUGCCAAUGGAGAAGAGCCUAAGAAGAACAAAGAGAGGGCGGAGCAGCGGGAUGAGGUUGGCGACGAAGCAGGGGGUCCGGGACGGGGAAGAGCGUGGGUUUUUCUGACAUAUAAACGGCCGACCAACAAAUGUCCAAAUAUGUUCUCCCCGAACCGAUUAGAUAAGGCUGGUCAUAGAGCAUGUUAACGCAGAGUAGUAACAUGUCAUUGUUACUAUCUCCAUAGCGGAUAGUAACAUAUAUGUGGUGUCAUGCAUUGUGUCAUUUAUUAGGUCGUAGACGCAUCUUGCUUUGAUUUGUGUGAUGUUAUAGUAACAUAUCUAGUUACCACAAACCCUUCUCCUUAUUAAUAACAUGCCACAUCACCAAAUUUGUUUAGUUGACAUUUAUAUUACCAUUUUUGUUACUCCCACUAUGACCAACCUAAAACAAAUCCACAGUAGGUUUACGAUUACAACUCUAGCGCGUAAUAUUCCACUAUUUAUACGAACCUUUCCGAUUUGUUUACGAAUCCCAUCGACCUGGCUACUUCCUCGAUUCUGGUCGUCCUAAAUCCGACAAGCAGUUGGCACGGUAACCUUCUGGCUUUCUCUCGUCACAUCGUGCCUAGUACAAAUUGAUUUUACGAGAACUAAAUGAUCGAUCGAUGAAGAUGACGGGAAGAAGCUCGGACGCCGGGGACGUGUCCGGACAGCCCGGUGCUUCGCCGCCGGCGCCGCCUUCUUCCUCCUUGCCGUCGUGGUCGUCGCAGCAACCGGCGUUCCCCUCGUACAUGGCAUUGGCGCCGUGGCCGUCGCGGCAGCAGCAGCAGCAGCAGCCGGUCCCCUGCUCCUUGCCACCGCCGCCGCUGCAGCAGCCGGCCGGCUCAUCCUCGUUCUACUCGUGGGAACCGCAGCACGACGCUUCCCCCUUCGACAAUGCCAUCCUUUUCGGCGCCGACAUGCCGCCGCCGGCCUUUGCGCAACCGGCGAUGUGGCAGCCGGACACGCAGGCGCCGUGUUUGAACCAGAAGAUGGCAGCGGCAGCCGCCAUGGCCGCGCAAGGAAGCGAUCUGUACGGGCACGGCUACCUCGCGCCCUGGCAGUGGCAGGCCAGCGCGGCGGCGGCUCCAGUAGCGCACUCAGCGCCGCCGCCCCUCGAUGCCGUGCUCCCGGACGCGCCGCCGCCUGCCGAGCUCGCCAAUCCGCCCAUGGGCCGGCGCCGCGGCCGGCCACGCGGCAGCACCAAGCCCAAGCUCGCCAACAAGGCGGCCGCGAAGCCCAAGCCCAUGCUCGAAAACAAGGACGCCGCGCAAGGAAGCGAUCUUGGCAGGCCAGCGCGGCGGCGGCUCCAGUAG
Molecule: messenger RNA, 2081 nt
Organism: Brachypodium distachyon (stiff brome)
Lineage: Eukaryota; Viridiplantae; Streptophyta; Magnoliopsida; Poales; Poaceae
Product: class E vacuolar protein-sorting machinery protein HSE1-like
Exons: 3
Coding region: 1392-2081 (229 amino acids)
Source: RefSeq, a predicted model, not a curated record